Molecule: messenger RNA, 1816 nt
Organism: Galeopterus variegatus (Sunda flying lemur)
Lineage: Eukaryota; Metazoa; Chordata; Mammalia; Dermoptera; Cynocephalidae
Gene: RBPMS2
Product: RNA binding protein with multiple splicing 2
Exons: 8
Coding region: 1-645 (214 amino acids)
Biological process (GO): negative regulation of smooth muscle cell differentiation
Cellular component (GO): cytoplasm
Molecular function (GO): mRNA binding; protein homodimerization activity
Source: RefSeq, a predicted model, not a curated record
AUGGGCGAGCGGCGCCGCAUCCGUCCCACGCCUGCUGCCCGCGCGUCCCUGGUUCCCCACCCCCGGGCCCGGCUAGCUGCCUUCCACCGAGGCACACCUCCCGUCCGGACGCUGUUUGUCAGUGGCCUCCCUGUGGACAUUAAACCCAGAGAACUCUACCUGCUCUUCCGGCCAUUCAAGGGGUAUGAAGGGUCCCUGAUCAAGCUCACCUCAAGACAGCCUGUUGGUUUUGUGAUCUUUGACAGCCGGGCAGGAGCAGAAGCGGCCAAGAAUGCGUUGAACGGUAUUCGCUUUGAUCCUGAGAGCCCGCAGACCCUGAGGCUAGAGUUUGCCAAAGCCAACACCAAGAUGGCCAAGAGCAAGCUAAUGGCCACACCAAAUCCCACCAACGCUCACCCUGCCCUAGGAGCACACUUCAUCACACGAGACCCCUAUGACCUGAUGGGGGCUGCUCUGAUCCCUGCAUCCCCAGAGGCCUGGGCCCCUUACCCUCUGUACACCACAGAGCUGACCCCAGCCAUCUCCCACGCUGCGUUCACCUACCCAGCUGCCACUGCUGCUGCCGCUGCUCUGCACGCUCAGGUGCGUUGGUACCCUUCCUCUGACGCCACCCAGCAAGGAUGGAAGUAUCGGCAGUUCUGUUAGUUCUUCAGUCUCUUCACCAGGGAUUUGUUUCUGGGAACCUGUGUGGUGGCGCCCGAAUAGGUGCCCUGAGCUUCUGCUGCCCGCAGGCGGCCUAUGCAGAACCUCCACUUCCUUCCAAAGACUGUGAAUCUUAAGCCUGACUCAGUGGACUGCUUCCUGUUUCCUUUCCUCCUCUUCCUCAGCCCUGUUCCAUCCCAAAGCCUUUCUCCAAGGCCUCCCAGGAGGGUUUGGGGGCCUUCUCACUGGGGUACCCAUAUCCAGCGCGGAGUCCUCAGUGGGACCCAGCCAGGCCUGACCUCUUGCCUAAACUUGCUUCUGUAGCCGCACCUCCAGGAAACAAAGCAUUGAAUUCUGCAUGGUUUCUGGCAUGAAUGAAGACACUUAAACUUGUAUAUAUGUGAGUGUACAGUUUGUUCUUACACUGUGUCACUGUAGCAACAGGUCCUGGCCACUAAUGGUUCAUCAUGCCUGGUCCCUCUCUCCACACCCGUCCCCACACCCCCCUUGCUCAGGGAGGACUGAGUCCUGCAGCUGGUUCUGCCCUGAUGGCCCAGCGCCCCCCAGCGCUCACACACACACUUGCAGGCUCAACAGUAACCGUGACCACCCAGCAAGUAUACAGUGUUUGCUUUUUCAUUUCAAAUCGGGGUCCUCCGCUUCCUUCUUCCCAGAUGGGCUGACAAUUGUCAGAAAAGCCUUCCUCUACGCGUCUUGCUUACCUCUCCACAACGCACCCACCCCUGCCAUCACUCCUCUUUCUUUCCAAACCUCAAAACCAACCAAAACGUGAAAAGUAUUUUUGUACCCUGUGUAACAAAAUAUUUAUGCAUCAUAAAGGACUUUUCAUGUGUGCGUACCAUUAAUUAUUAAAGAGACCUUGUUCACCCUGUCAGAUAAGUUUAAUGUUUAGUUUGAGGCAUGAAGAAGAGAGUUUCCGUUCUUCAGCAGUGAGCCUUUGUGUCAGGCGUUAAGAAAAGAAAAAUGAAAUGAAGGAAAAAUCGUGCAAUUUUAUUUUGUUUUGUGAGCAUAUCAGUGCUUUAUCGUUGGUCACAGCUGCGGCUGUCUUGCUGUUUCAGACUUGGGAGACUCGGUGGCUGUUGUAAUUGCUGAUCCUGUGAGAAUGUGAAACUGGAUAAUAUAUGAAAUGAAAAAUAAAAUCAUCCCAAGCGAC